Suillus clintonianus is the source of this 1817-nucleotide messenger RNA. RefSeq names its product permease for cytosine/purines, uracil, thiamine, allantoin-domain-containing protein. Gene Ontology annotation, molecular function: transmembrane transporter activity. NCBI's taxonomy places the organism in Eukaryota, Fungi, Basidiomycota, Agaricomycetes, Boletales, Suillaceae. Gene Ontology annotation, biological process: transmembrane transport. The transcript has 8 exons. Gene Ontology annotation, cellular component: fungal-type vacuole membrane; plasma membrane. The coding region runs from base 55 to 1422 and encodes 455 amino acids. The record is from RefSeq and is a predicted model, not a curated record.
AGCUUCUCACAGUCGUCACAGACGUGGAGCGGAUAAUUCCGAAAGCUUAGUCAUAUGUUAAAGCUCCGCUCAAACCUUAACUCCCAUAUCAUCAAGUUUUCCAUCAUCUUCGUCAGCGUAUCGCUCGAGCUAUCUCACAACUUUGACAACAAAAACAUCAAAAGCUCGUCAAAAUGUAAUGCUGUAGCGACUAUACUUUGUUUCGGCGCUCUCGGGGGCGUUGCAACAGCAUUCAUUGCUACCCUCGGCCCUAUGACUGGUCUCCGCACCAUGAUUAUCACCCGCUUUAGCUCAGGAUACUUCGGCGGCACCAUAUACUCAAUCCUCAACAUCUUCACCCAGCUCGGCUUUUCUACAACAGCAGUCAUUCUCGGAGGUCAAACGCUCGCCAACAUCAAUCUCAGCACCCUUCCGCUCGUCGUUGGCAUCAUUAUAAUUGGCGUGUGUUGCCUCAUCCCGUGUUUUGUCGGGUACGACAUGGUACACGUCUACGAGCACUACGCAUGGAUAAUCACUAGCAUCAUCAUGCUUUUCCUCUGGGGUCUGGGGGGUAAAGCCGGAUAUGACGUCAACGCGCAAAAGUCUCUCGAGGACACAGGGCGCGCCCUCUCAGCUGACAUUCUCAGCUUUGGCGGAAUCGUAUUUGGUUCAUUCUCGGGGUGGGCUCCAGUCGCAGCGGACUACAAUUGCCGGCUACCAGCCGAUACACCGCCCAUGCACGUAUUCCUGCUUACGUUCUUCGGGCUGUUCAUCCCUAUCUGCUUCGUCGAGAUCCUCGGUGCAGCCCUCAUGACAAUUACAGAUCCCGCAUACAUAGCUGCGUUCGCAGAUGGCUCAACAGGCGGUCUAAUCGCGCAAGUUCUCUCUCCCUGGGGCCACUUUGGUCAAUUCAUCCUCGUCCUUCUCGCACUUUCUGUCAUCGCUAACAACAUCCCAAACACCUACUCCACUGGCCUGUCCAUACAAGCCCUCGGACGCCCAUUCGCCAUCAUACCGCGCUUCUUAUGGGUUUUCCUCGCUUUCGUCAUAUACACCGUAGCAGGUGUCGCUGGCCGGGAACACUUCAGCGCCAUCCUUUCCAAUUUCCUGAGCAUACUCAGCUACUGGACGGCUUUCUUCAUCGUAAUCGUCGCCGAGGAGCACUUCAUCUUCAGGCGCAAGAACGGGCCGCUCGGGGGGUACAAUUUGGAUGCUUAUGAUAUGCCGUCGAAGCUGCCAUUGGGCAUAGCGGGUAUACUUGCAAUGUGUUUUGGCAUUACAGGUGCUGUCGUUGGGAUGUCAGAGGUAUGGUACACAGGUCCGCUUGGGAAGAUGGCAGGAGCGGCGUAUGGCGCUGAUCUCGGGUUUGAGCUUGCAGCUGCUUUCUCAGCUGUUACUUACCCUCCGCUGCGUGCUCUUGAGAUUAGGCUCACUGGUCGAUGAUAGGAGGUCUACUGUGCUGAAGUGGUAUGAAGGAUGUAGUGUCUUUUUGGCAGCUUCUUAUUGUAGGAAGAGCGCUGGGUAGAUUGACUUAUCCUAUAGAACAAGACCAUUGGAGGCGUCGAGUUAUAGCAAGUGCUCGACUUACACAUGGCGUGAUGCUGCGCAGCGCAGGAUCAUCCGCAUAGUACGCGUUCCAAAGGCAUUUUGCCGCGUCAUGUCAAGGACCUACUUACUAAAGGGGGUGGUGUCUCACCUACGUCCUUAUGCCGGUGGCGUGAUGCUGCGCAGCGGCUGGAUCAAAACAAAUAUAGAUAGGCACUAUGAUAGUAGUGCGCGUUCCAAAGGCAUCUGACCGCGCCAUGCCACGGAGCUACAUAAAAGGGGGUGCCUCGUUA